AUGUUUAAAUUUUCCUCCCAGUAUAAAACAAUGGCAAAGGUUUUAAGAUUGGGAAAGGUUGAGUUUGCUCAUGAAAAAUGGGCAAAAUUGUCUCAAAUGGCUGAAGUGGUGGAAUGCACCUCCAAGGAUAGACAACAGUUCUUUGAAGACUUGAAAGGAAAGUAUUCUGAUAUCACCCAUAUUACAAGAACUUUUGCCAGUGUCAGUCAAACUGGACGCUUUGAUGCUGAAUUAGCUGGAAAAUUACCGCUGCUGGUAAAAUGUGUUGCUCACUGUGGAGCUGGUUACGACCAGAUAGAUGUGGAUCCAUUUAGUGAACGCAAAAUUCAAAUUUCCAAUAUCACUACGCCCGUGGAAGCCCCCACUGCAGACACGGCGGUGUUCUUGGUGCUUGCAGCCAUGAGAAACUUUCAACAUGGUAUUUCGUUGACUCUUGAAGGUAAAUGGCCCAAUGGAGAAAAGUGUGCUGGAGCCCGAUUGGGCCAUGAUCCCGUAGGUAAAACCUUGGGAAUCUUGGGAAUGGGAGGCAUUGGUCGUGCUAUUCGGGACCGGUUGGCUCCGUUUGGGUUCAAAAGGUCGAUUUAUUACAACCGGUCGAGAUUGAGUCCCGAGUUGGAAAAGAGUACUGAAUAUGUUUCUUUCGACGAAUUGGUGCAGCAGAGCGAUGUUAUAUUGGUCAGCGUGCCAUUGAACGCCAACACCCGCCAUUUGAUCAACGACAAAGUCAUCAAGUCCAUGAAAGAUGGUGUCGUCAUUGUCAAUACUGCUCGUGGUCCCAUCAUCAAUGAAGCCGAACUUGUGCCCCAUCUCAAAUCUGGAAAGGUGGGGGCGUUUGGAUCCGAUGUGUUUGAGCACGAACCAGAGAUUCCUUCCGAAUUGCUUCACUUGUCCAAUGUCGUUGCCUUACCCCACAUGGGCACCCAUACCUACGAAGCUAUACAAGAGAUGGAGGAGUUUGUGGUGGACAACGUGAUGCUGUGUAUCACCUCUGGAAAGGUGAACACCAUAGUGCCCGAGCAAAAGUCUAUAUUCUAG
This is a messenger RNA of Meyerozyma guilliermondii ATCC 6260, 1035 nucleotides long. RefSeq names its product D-mandelate dehydrogenase-like dehydrogenase. The record is from RefSeq and is a predicted model, not a curated record. The coding region runs from base 1 to 1035 and encodes 344 amino acids. Gene Ontology annotation, molecular function: NAD binding; glyoxylate reductase (NADPH) activity; hydroxypyruvate reductase [NAD(P)H] activity. Lineage: Eukaryota; Fungi; Ascomycota; Pichiomycetes; Serinales; Debaryomycetaceae. The transcript has a single exon. Gene Ontology annotation, cellular component: cytosol.